CGCAUGCUUGCCGUGUUUGGACUCCAGCAGCCCCUGCUGCCAAAUAGUGCUCCCCGCACCAAAGUGUGGCUCUGCGACGAGCGCGCCUGCGCACUGCCAUCCUCGGCAGGUUUCCUGCCAGAUGGUGGCCGCGAAGGAGCCGCGGGUGGCUCGCGCUGAAACCGGGGGAGGCUCGCGGCGCAGAAGGGUUCGGCGUGAGCUAAGCGCUGCGGUCAACUUUUCAUGUCGAGGGAUAGGGACGCUGGAGCUGAAGCAACCAUAUCUCAAACUGAGGAGGCACGUUUUUAGGACUGCGCAUGACUGAAAAGAAUAGACCAUAGCUGAAGCUUUGCAUCUGGGCUUCCAUCAUAACCUGAAAUCAGUGUGCAGUCUUUGGGAGUUUUGUAUGCUUUUGGAACAGGUGUUCAAAAAGAAGCCUUUCGCCACAACCUUUUACAUAUUUUCAAGGAAUGUUUACUGGUUGCCGAAGCUUAUGAAGGUGCUGAAUCUUGAAAUUAGUAUUUUAAAAAGAUACCUGUUCCUAGGCCCUUUGGCAAAAUAGCAGCAGAGGAAGAAGGAGGAGGAGGUGGAGGAGGAGGAGGAGGAGAGCACCACUGGACUGACAGAUAAGGAGGCACACAGCAAUGAGGUCCAUACGAUCCUUUGCUAAUGAUGACCGCCAUGUUAUGGCAAAACACUCUACAAUCUACCCUUCAUCAGAGGAACUGGAGGCUGUCCAGAACCUGGUCUCCACCGUUGAACGUGCCCUGAAGCAUGUCUCGGACUGGUUAGAUGAAGUCAACAAGAUGGUGAAGCCAGACAAAGAAGACAUUAAGACUGAGGACAGUUCUGACAGUAAUGCAAUGGAUCAGAGAAGUGGGGCAUUGUGUGGCGUAAUGAGAAUUGGGCUUGUGGCUAAGGGUUUACUGAUAAAAGGCGACAUGGACCUCGAGCUUGUUCUCAUGUGCAAGGAGAAGCCUACAGAGGCCUUGUUAUGUACAGUGUGCGACAACCUUCCUCCACAGAUUCAGAAACUUACAGAGGACACCUAUCAAUUAAAAAAGUGUAUAGAUGAAGCAGCUAUCUUGAUCUGCAACACAAAACAUCCAAAUUUAUGCCUGAAGGUGACCCUUACUUCUCCUCGUAUGAGAGAAGACUUGGAGAAGACUGAUGGAGAAAAUGUUGUGCUGAAAGAUCCUCCAGACUUAUUGGACAGGCAGAAAUGCCUAAAGGCCUUGGCGUCUCUGCGACAUGCCAAAUGGUUUCAGGCAAGAGUUAACGGAUUAAAAUCAUGUGUAAUUGUUCUUCGUAUUCUCCGGGAUUUGUGCAACAGAGUACCCACAUGGGAGCCUUUAAAAGGAUGGCCACUUGAACUCAUUUGUGAAAAGGCUAUUGCCACUUGUAAUAGACCCCUGGGGGCAGGGGAAGCUCUUCGUCGGGUAAUGGAGUGCCUGGCUUCUGGAAUUCUUUUGCCAGGUGGUCCAGGGCUACAUGAUCCAUGUGAAAAAGAACUAACGAACACACUUUGCAGUUUGACAGUCCAACAAGCAGAGGAUAUUACAUUCAGUGCACAGCAUGCGUUAAGGCUCCUAGCAUUUGGCCAAAUUUAUAAAGUUUUAGAAAUGGACCCUCUGCCGUCAAAUAAGCCUACUCAGAAAUUUACCUGGAUAGACAAAGAAGGUAUAUCACUUAAGAGACCAUAUGAAGAUGGAACAGGGGAUGACAAGGAUCUGAUUAAAAAAAUGAAACGAAACUUAAGGAAAAUUCUUGACAGCAAAACAUUAGAUGCCAACCAGCCAAUGAAUGCUUUGAUGAGACUAAAUCAAAUUCGUCCUGGGCUCCAGUACAAGUUGUUAUCACAGUCUGGUCCUGUACAUGCACCUGUCUUUACUAUGUCUGUAGAUGUAGAAGGAACCAUCUACGAAGCCUCAGGACCAUCCAAAAAAACAGCAAAGCUUCAUGUAGCAGUGAAGGUUUUACAGGCAAUGGGUUACCCUACUGGCUUUGAUACCGACAUGGAUUCAAUGAGUGCAGAUGAAAAAUCAGAUAGUGAGGGGAAAAAUGAAACAUUGUCUACAAAUUUAAGCAAUAAUUCUGCCAGCUCUACCACAGACAGCUCUAACACACUGGAGGUUCGAACUCAGGGUCCUAUUCUAACUGCUAGUGGGAAGAACCCAGUUAUGGAGUUGAAUGAGAAAAGAAGAGGCCUAAAAUAUGAGCUUAUAUCAGAAACUGGUGGAAGUCACGAUAAGCGCUUUGUAAUGGAGGUGGAAGUUGAUGGACAGAAGUUUAGAGGUGCUGGACCCAAUAAAAAAGUUGCAAAAGCCAGUGCUGCGCUUGCGGCUCUUGAAAAACUUUUUUCAGGGCCCAAUGCAAUAGGCAAUAAGAAAAAGAAGAUUAUAUCUCAGUCAAAAGGGGUGGUAGCCGCAGCAGCAUCUAUUGCAGCCCAGGCCAUGAGAGGCAGAGGAAGAGGGGCUUUGGCAAGAGGAACUUUUCUCAGUGCCGCUACACCAGGAUAUUUGGCACCAGGUUAUGGAGCACCCUAUGGAUACAGUGCUGCAGCUGCUGCCCCAGCUUAUGGUGGUUUUUUCAUUGACAAUCCCUUUUACCAGCCUCGGACCAUCGCACCUCUUAUAAUUCACUUGGGUCCUCAAGAUUUCUUCUCCGACUUCUAGAACCAUCAGGUUGUGUGGCUCAAAUCCCCCUCUUUUCACGUGUUUCAUAAGUCACAAUUUAGAAAUGCUUAAAAACACACAAUUUGCCAAAAUGGCAUGGGGAAACAUUUACUCCUAAGAAUUUAUCUUUUACAACAAAGAUGAAUCCCUUAAGAUAAAAGCAAUAUUUAUUUUAUGAUCAACUGAAUGUUGACAUUUCUGUUAUAUAGCAAUACAGCUAAUCUUUACAUAUCGCUUACUUGAAAAUUUUGUGAAUGUUUUAAUUAUGAAAGAACACUGCAAUAUUUUAAAUUGAUUGUAUAUUGAUUAGCAUGUAAAUUCUUGUCAGUCUUAACCACUUCAGUGCUGCAAAAUUAAUGUAUAAUCUAAAAAGCUUUUUCCUGAAUAAAAAUAGUCAUUUAUUGUACUCUAAAUAACACAUUAACCUUGCUACUUUGCUUUUGUACAGAUUCCUCAUUAAAGAUUCUCAUUUUUAUUUUAGUUGUGCUAAAUAACAUUGCUAGACAUUGGUUUUCUGUGAUCUUUUAAUGUCCUGCUUUUUAUCGUUUUACAUUUAGAAUUACAUAAAUAUAUUAUUCUUAAGCACCAUUUAAGAGAUUUAAUACCCUUAAUCGAUUUAGUUGCAAUAACCCUUUUUUUCCACCAGCUAGCUAACAUGUUACAUUUUAAAUGAGCUUUGUUCCCCUCUGGAUUAAACCAGAUACUCACAAAACAAUUGUUCUUGAGAUCGGAGUAAUAGAUGCAAGAACAUGAGGAUAAUUCAAACCCCAUCAAACUGUAGUAAAAAAAAAAUAAAUAAUAAAUCCUUGCUUUUAAUUUUUUUUUUUUUUUUUUAAUAUUUUGAUUGAUCUUUUCCUUAUUGUGUCACAACAGUGCUUGCUGUCACUAAAAUGUGCCUAAUUACAUUGUUUAAUAUUUUUAUAAGAACACAAACCUACAUACUGCUAUCAGAACUCUUAUUAUCUUCUGAAAGUAUUUUACGUGCUGUAAACCAUGACCAGCAAUAUUUUCUAUUACUGUUUCUUCUAAAUUAAUUCAAAUUUGAAAUCAAUUUGAUAUACUUUUAAUGUGAGUCUGCAGUCAAUUAUUAUUUUAAAUAGUUUUUCUAAAGCAUUCUUCCUUACUUAAAAAUGUAUUGAACCCUUUCUCAUGCUGAGAAAAUUAUUGUUUUUCCCCAUUUCAGCCAAUAAUGUAAAAUUCAGCUGAAAUAUCAGAAGGUCUAUUUCUAAUGUAGCCAGAAGUAAAUUUUUAAUUUUAGUUAAAAGCUGCUGGGGAAUGAGAACACAGUGUAAACCUGAUACUCCAGUCUAUAUUGAGCUGGACCUCAUGCAGCGUGACUACUGCAAUGUCAUUAUAAAUAGGACGCACAAGGGCCUGGCAGACACAGUUGUCGGAGACAACUGAAUACUUUCUUGCUGUUGAUUAUUUUAAUGUUAAGAAUGAAAUUUUUUUGCAUAAGUGGGUGAAUAUUCCCUCCAAAAGUUUGAACACCAGAUCUUCAAGUACAAUCCUUUAUUUUGUAUUUUUGUUGUCAUAGCUUUAUGUUUUUAUUAUGUUUGUCUUAAACUAGUCAGGAAAAAACAUUGUAUAGCAUACCGUGAAACUAAGGUUUCCGAUUUAUAAGCACUACAUGUACACUUCGUAAGACAUCAAACACGGGUUGUAGUAAUUGAAGUCGUAAUUACAAUUUAAUUUUGAUUUGGAGUAGGGUAUAAACAUGGUGAGGAAAUGGAGUUGCU
Messenger RNA from Polypterus senegalus (gray bichir), 4393 nucleotides. Its product is annotated as spermatid perinuclear RNA binding protein. Gene Ontology annotation, molecular function: single-stranded RNA binding; double-stranded RNA binding. Bases 624 to 2654 code for a protein of 676 amino acids. The record is from RefSeq and is a predicted model, not a curated record. Lineage: Eukaryota; Metazoa; Chordata; Cladistia; Polypteriformes; Polypteridae. Gene Ontology annotation, cellular component: precatalytic spliceosome. The transcript has 20 exons.